GCAUCGCAUAGUAUUUGAAAAAUCAUAUAGAAAAUUAAAUACAUAUAUUGUCAAAAUGCUGGGAAGUUUACGGUCACUCUCUUCAUCAGCCAAAAGUUACUUGAAGGUACCUAAUAUUGGAGGAGGCGCUGAUUCAACCAAAAUUUUGUACACAAUAAUUGUGAAAACAGGGGAAAUGAAGUUUGCUGGGACGGACGCUAACGUUUACUUCAGUUUAACUGGAGCUGGAGGUGACAAGACAUCGAGAAUCAAACUGGACAAUACUUUCCGUGAUGAUUUUGAACGAGCAUCAACGGACAAAUUCAAAGUAAAGCUUGAAGAUAUUGGAAUUCCAACAUUGGUCACUUUAGAAAUUGACACUACUGGUUUGUUUGCUGACUGGUUUGCUUCGUCGGUAACAGUACAGAAGUCAGGCGAUAAAGCAGUGUAUGAAUUCCCAGUCUAUUCUUGGGUGGACGGCAUGGCGGUGGUGCCGAUUGGUUCAGGACGCUUGCCUCUCGAAGAAGAAAAUUCUGUCCUAAUUGAUUUUCGUGAUAAUGAGUUAUCUUCCCGUCGACGAUUGUAUAAAUGGAGGGCAAAGGAUGACCCAUCAGCACGAGGCCUACCAGGAUACAUCGCAGCACCGAGUCAUGAUGGCUUACCUCGUAAUCUUCAGUUUACUGAUGGACUUUACAAAGACUUCGAGGAUUCUAAAGGAGUAAUAUUCAUGCAUAAUGUACAAGAGAAAAUUCAAGCACUAUCCGGAGAACUGAUUGAAACAUGGGAAUCGUUGGAAGAAAUGUCUAUUUUUUUGUCUCAUCCAAGACUGCCAAACAUGCCCGAGUUCCAGAAAAACUGGCUGGAUGAUGCAGAGUUUGGCAGGCAAUUGAUCAAUGGUUGCAAUCCAAAUGCGGUUUCUAGAUGCGAUGGCAUUCCGAAUAAGUUUCCUGUCACUGAUAGUAUGGUGAAGAAAUUUAUCCGACCUGGUAGUACUUUGAGAGAAGAGAUAGAGCGAGGGAACAUCUAUAUAGUUGAUUGCAAAAUAGCAAAUAAUAUAAAACAACAUCCCAAUGCUUGUGCUCCUAUAUGUUUGCUGUAUCAAAACAGCGAUGGCGAUUUGUUGCCAAUCGCUAUCCAGCUUAGACAACAAUCGGAUGAUGAAACUCCGAUUUGGACUCCCGAUGAUUCGGAGUAUGAUUGGAUGUUAGCAAAAAUGUAUUUUCGGUCUGCUGAAGGAAAUAUUCAACAAAUUGUCAAUAGACUGAUGUAUACUCAUUUAGUUCUUGAACCAUUCGCCGUGGCAAUGUUUCGAUGUUUAUCUUCAAGGCAUCCAGUCUUUAAAAUUCUUCAUCCCCAUCUUCGUUUUGUUUGUGCUGCAAACACGAUCGCGAGGACAUCUCUGUUUGUUCCGGAUGGAAUUUUUGAUAGACUUUUAAGUUACGGUGCCGGCGGUCAUAUGGACUUACUGCGAGAAGCUUAUAAAAGCUUUGAUUUCUCAUCUUUAAACGUGAAAAUUCGAUUGAAAGAGCAAGGCGCUGACUCGUUGAAUAAAUUUCAUUACAUGGAAGACGCGACUCAACUUUACAAUGCAAUACAAAAGUAUAUGGAAAAGAUGGUCUACUUCUACUACAAAAAUGACACCACUGUCGUAAAAGAUACCGAAGUGCAAUCAUUCAUAAAAGAAGUUUAUACAGAAGGGUUCGCUUGGGAAGAUGGUAUUUCGAGAGGUUGCCCGAGAAGUUUUUCUAACAAAAAAGAACUCGUUGAAGUACUGACAAUGAUAAUCUUCACUUCAUCUUGUCAACAAGCUGCUGUCAAUUCAGGACAAAUGGAUACAUUCAUGCACGUACCUAACUCUCCACUGGUUAUGUCAAAACCCCCACCAACAACUAAACGAGUAGCAACCGUGGAAACGGUUACAGCAAGCUUGCCUAACAAACGUCAGAGUUGUUUACAGUUUGACCUGGUGCAUGCAUUUGCAAAAUCUUACGAGGAUGAGGUUCAACUUGGGAAUUUUCCGGACCGGUUAUUUUGCGAUGCUGAGGCACAGGAUAUUAUUGAAUCAUUCCGGAAUGACCUCAAAAUUAUCUCAAAGGAAAUAAAAGAACGAAAUUCAAAACUCAAGAUUCCCUACGAAUAUUUGCUACCCGAAAAAAUUCCGGAAGGAGUGACUGUUUAGAACUUUUAGUAUUCCAGUUGGCUGAAUGUUGUAACAAAAGUCCCUUCUGUAAUAUAGAUCAAGAUUACUUAAAUUAUUUUUCAAUGUCGUACUGCCAAUUGUAGCAGAAUCUUUACUGUAAACUUGAAGCCUGACCCUCAAUAAAAUCGACCCCAAACACGCAAA
Molecule: messenger RNA, 2323 nt
Organism: Styela clava
Lineage: Eukaryota; Metazoa; Chordata; Ascidiacea; Stolidobranchia; Styelidae
Product: allene oxide synthase-lipoxygenase protein-like
Biological process (GO): lipid oxidation
Molecular function (GO): oxidoreductase activity, acting on single donors with incorporation of molecular oxygen, incorporation of two atoms of oxygen; protein binding; iron ion binding
Source: RefSeq, a predicted model, not a curated record